Molecule: messenger RNA, 2364 nt
Organism: Kogia breviceps (pygmy sperm whale)
Lineage: Eukaryota; Metazoa; Chordata; Mammalia; Artiodactyla; Physeteridae
Source: RefSeq, a predicted model, not a curated record
AUGGUGAUGGAGGCCCCAAGGAGCUGGGCCCAGACAGCUUUGGAUCUGCUAAGGGUGGAACAGAUCCUGGCGGAGUUCCAGCUGCAGGAGGAGGACUUGAAGAAGGUGAUGAGGCAGAUGCAGAAGGAGAUGGACCGAGGCCUGAGGCUGGAGACCCACGAGGAGGCCAGUGUGAAGAUGCUGCCCACCUACGUGCGCUCUACCCCGGAAGGCUCAGAAGUUGGGGACUUCCUCUCCCUGGACCUGGGCGGCACCAACUUCAGGGUGAUGCUUGUGAAAGUGGGGGAAGGGGAGGAGGGACAGUGGAGUGUGAAAACCAAGCACCAGAUGUACUCCAUCCCCGAGGAUGCCAUGACGGGCACUGCUGAGAUGCUCUUUGACUACAUCUCUGAGUGCAUCUCCGACUUCCUGGACAAGCAUCAGAUGAAGCACAAGAAGCUGCCCUUGGGCUUCACCUUCUCCUUUCCUGUGAGGCACGAAGACAUCGACAAGGGCAUCCUUCUCAACUGGACCAAGGGCUUCAAGGCGUCAGGAGCAGAAGGGAACAACAUCGUGGGGCUCCUACGAGAUGCCAUCAAACGGAGAGGGGACUUUGAGAUGGACGUGGUGGCGAUGGUGAACGACACCGUGGCCACGAUGAUCUCCUGCUACUACGAAGACCGCCGGUGUGAGGUUGGCAUGAUUGUGGGCACGGGCUGCAACGCCUGCUACAUGGAGGAGAUGCAGAACGUGGAGCUGGUGGAAGGGGACGAGGGCCGCAUGUGUGUCAACACCGAGUGGGGUGCCUUCGGGGACUCGGGCGAGCUGGACGAGUUCCUGCUGGAGUACGACCGUGUGGUGGAUGAGAACUCCCUGAACCCCGGCCAGCAGCUGUACGAGAAGCUCAUCGGCGGCAAGUACAUGGGCGAGCUGGUGCGGCUCGUGCUGCUGAAGCUUGUGGACGAGAACCUGCUCUUCCACGGGGAGGCCUCGGAGAAGCUGCGCACGCGCGGCGCCUUCGAGACGCGCUUCGUGUCGCAGGUGGAGAGUGACUCGGGCGACCGCAAGCAGAUCUACAACAUCCUGAGCACGCUGGGGCUGAGGCCGUCGGCCACCGACUGCGACAUCGUGCGCCGCGCCUGCGAGAGCGUGUCCACCCGCGCCGCGCGCAUGUGCGCCGCGGGGCUGGCGGGCGUAAUCAACCGCAUGCGCGAGAGCCGCAGCGAGGACGUGAUGCGCAUCACCGUGGGCGUGGACGGCUCAGUGUACAAGCUGCACCCCAGCUUUAAGGAGCGGUUCCACGCCAGCGUGCGCAGGCUGACGCCCAGCUGUGAAAUCACCUUCAUCGAGUCGGAGGAGGGCAGCGGCCGGGGUGCGGCCUUGAUCUCUGCGGUGGCCUGUAAGAAGGCCUGCAUGCUGGGCCACUGAGAAUAACGGCUGCAAGGCAAGGAGGAGGCUGUGGCCGCUACUAGACCUGGGCCCCAGGGGACACACUCCCUAUAGGUCCCCCCCAACCUGGUCCAGUCAAGAGGCUUCUCCUUGUAAGGACCUUGGAUGCCUCCCAUCCCCGCUGUCACCCCAGGAGAUGGGGAAAGCUUCUCUGGGGAUGCGGUGAGGCCCUGGGCAGGCCUCUUCUCUCAGGGUCAGUUGGUAGGAUAGCCCUAGGGCUCUGACUGGGUUGGGGGCUGAGAUGAACAGGAAUGGAGAACCCCCAAAGUACCUCACCUUUCUUGCUGCAAUCAAGGGCCCAGAGGGGAGUUAUUAACUCAGGAUUUUGUUGCAUUUCUGCACUGCUUGCCUCUUGGAGCUUUCAGCCUCGCUCAGCCCUGGCUCUGGGAAGGGGGUGCUCUCUGGACCCUACUAUGGCCUGGAUUCCCUGGGAACCCAGCCCACAUGGGGAGGCAGCCCUCAUGACCUGGCCAGACCUAGACUUGGGCUCCACAGGGGGCCCCGGGGAGCUGCUGAUCACCCAGGCUUGGGAAAUGGAAGGGACCAGCUCCAUGUUGGAGGCUGUGGGUACCCCGAGGCCUGGAGAUGGCAGCCUUUUCCCUCCCAUCCUGCCAUCCCUGAGUGGUUUCUGGUUCUGGGAUGGACCCUCACAGGAGGUGCAAGAGACAGAGUCCCCAAAGCCCCUGCCCAGAGGGGCCCGGGAAGAGGAGGAGUCCCCCUACCCACAGACAGGCCUGGGAGCAUCUCCGGGAUCGAGUCCUCGGCUCCCAUGGCGCUGGGCACUCAGAAACCCCAGCAGCACUCAGCACACCCCCAAGGGACAACCCAGGCCUCUUUCUUCUCACCAGACCUCCAUGUACCACACCAACCUCUCCACGCCCAACCUGGAACUGUGUGGGUUUUUUUAAUUAAAAGUUUUAAAAGUUUAGAACAUGA